UGGCGGGCCAACCAGCUAGCUUCUUCUUCUUCUUCGCAGCGGCAGCAAGCAGGAAGGAUGGAGGCAGAGGAAAAAGGCCGCUUCUAAGCCGUCCGCUCACAAGCUCGCCGCCGGUCCGGGAAAGGAAGCGAAUGGGAAGCAUCCGGGCCGCCCGUUUGCUGCAGCCUUGAAUCCGUCCGGGAAUCCUCAUGGAGCAGGACGUGGAGAGCCCGGCCCUCGGCAAAAGCUCCGAGUUCCACAAGGCGGGCGGCAAGGAUCCGCCCAAAGAGCCGCCGGCGGCGGCGGAGCGCGGCCGCAAGGUCCAGCGCUACGUGCAGAAAGACGGCAAGUGCAACGUCCGCCACGGCAACGUGCGGGAGACCUACCGCUACCUGACGGACAUCUUCACCACCCUGGUGGACCUCAAGUGGCACUUCAACAUCUUCAUCUUCGUGCUGGUCUACACGGUGACGUGGCUCUUCUUCGGCUUCAUGUGGUGGCUCAUCGCGUACCUGCGCGGCGACCUGGACCACCUCGCCGACAACCUCUGGACUCCCUGCGUCAACAAUCUCAACGGCUUCGUGUCGGCCUUCCUGUUCUCCAUCGAGACGGAAACCACCAUCGGCUACGGCUACCGGGUCAUUACGGACAAGUGCCCCGAGGGGAUCCUCCUGCUCCUGAUUCAGUCGGUGCUGGGCUCCAUCGUCAACGCCUUCAUGGUGGGCUGCAUGUUCGUCAAGAUCUCGCAACCCAAGAAGCGCGCCGAGACGCUGGUGUUUUCCACCAACGCCGUCGUCUCCAUGAGAGACGGCCGCCUGUGCCUGAUGUUCCGGGUGGGCGACCUGCGCAACUCGCACAUCGUGGAGGCCUCCAUCCGGGCCAAGCUGAUCAAGUCCAAGCAGACCAAGGAGGGCGAGUUCAUCGCCCUCAACCAGACGGACAUCAACGUGGGCUACAACACGGGCGACGACCGGCUCUUCCUCGUCUCGCCGCUCAUCAUCUGCCACGAGAUCAACCGGAACAGUCCCUUUUGGGAGAUCUCCCCGGACCACCUGGCCAAGGAGGAGCUGGAGAUUGUUGUCAUUUUGGAGGGCAUGGUCGAGGCCACGGGCAUGACGUGCCAGGCGCGCAGCUCGUACGUGAGCAGCGAGAUCAAGUGGGGCUACCGCUUCACGCCCGUGCUCACGCUGGAGGACGGCUUCUACGAGGUGGACUACAACAGCUUCCACGACAUCUACGAGACCAACACGCCCGCCUGCAGCGCCCGGCAGCUGGCCGACAUGAGCGGCCGCGCCCGCCUGCCUCUCACCUGGUCCAUGGGCAGCAAGCUGAGCCAGCAGGGCCUGGCCCCCGAGGCCCAGCGCCGAGACUCGCGGACCGAGCGCAACGGAGACGUCGCCAACGCCGAGAGCGAGUCCAAAGUGUAGCUCUCCUGCUCCUGGUUCCUGUUCCGCACGGACACCGCACACGCGCGCUUUGGCCGGCGGUGAGAGAAAAAAAAAAAAACCCGAGACGGUGUGUCGCGGUCUCACCCACCGCCAGAUCCCUCUUUAUUUUUUCUAUUCCAAUCUUCCCAUAGGGACGUUUGCAUAUCAAGUAUUUUUGUACAUAAUCGGACAUGUUUCGGACUCCUCCUGGUUUCUCGGGUUUGCCGUGUGAAUAUUCGACGCUAACGCGCUGGUUUAGCUUAGCCCUGUACAUAAUCUAUGCCUUACUUCGGCCUUGUCUGACGCCAGCAAACUUCUGUCUCCGAGCAUUCAAAAACGGUGUGUUUGCGCCGUUCGGAAAAAAAAAAAAAAAAAAAAGAUCAUAAAACAACGGUCGCCAUUUUGCCACGCGCCUAAACGAUUUGCUCCCGUAAUUGAUGUUUCCGUGUCAGUGGCGCGCGUUGCCGGAAACAAACGUGACGUUUGCUCGUGUCGACAAGGCUUUCACUGUCCACCCACCAUCCAGCUUUUAUCUUCUUGAUUUUCCUUCCACAAAUGUACACGAAUGCAGCUGCACAAUCGAAGGAGGUCCAAAGACAUCAUUUCACGUUUUCAAAAAUGUCAAUCUCUCUCUCUCUUACAAAAUGAAAAAUACAGAAACAUUAAAAAUAGAGAUGUACUUUGAGAGAAUUU
Messenger RNA from Hippocampus zosterae (dwarf seahorse), 2099 nucleotides. Its product is annotated as G protein-activated inward rectifier potassium channel 2-like. The record is from RefSeq and is a predicted model, not a curated record. Gene Ontology annotation, molecular function: inward rectifier potassium channel activity. Gene Ontology annotation, biological process: potassium ion import across plasma membrane; regulation of monoatomic ion transmembrane transport. Lineage: Eukaryota; Metazoa; Chordata; Actinopteri; Syngnathiformes; Syngnathidae. The transcript has 3 exons. Gene Ontology annotation, cellular component: plasma membrane. The coding region runs from base 189 to 1406 and encodes 405 amino acids.